Messenger RNA from Bradysia coprophila, 2052 nucleotides. RefSeq lists its product as uncharacterized. The record is from RefSeq and is a predicted model, not a curated record. NCBI's taxonomy places the organism in Eukaryota, Metazoa, Arthropoda, Insecta, Diptera, Sciaridae.
GCUGUUGAAUGAAUCGAGCAGCUCAUGUUGAUAUGUUUUUCCAAUUCAAAGAUUAGUUGCGAAUGCGCAUUUAAAAGGUUCGGUUGAGUCGAUGGUGUUUUGUAUAUACCGUUAAAGAUUUAAAAAAAAAAAUUGUUUAGAUUUACGACUAGACAGCGGUUUAUAUUUUUGAUUCAAAAUAAAAAAUAAAAAUAUUUUUUACGUAACACGAAAAGUAAGUUUUUUGUUUUGUUUCUUUUUGUGUAUAUUUACCAUCAAUAGCAUCAAUUAGCAUUGUUUCAAUCUUGUUCUGUGUGCUUAAAAUUUUAGGCCGAAAAAAAAAUCCGUUUAAAUUUUUAUUAAUUUCUUAGGUAAAGCAUUUUGGUCGAUAUAAGUAAAACACGACUCCUUUAAAGAAUAAGUUUAAUGAAUUACAAAAAAAAAAUCGUGAAAUUUUUUAGGUGUGUUAAGUGAUUGUAAACGAUAUUGUGCUAAUUUUAUUGAAAGACCUGCUUGUGAGACUCAUUUAAAUGGAUAAUUAUAACAAUUGAAGAUAAUAAUGUUAUUGAAAAAUGGAACGUCAAGACAAUAAAACACCAUCAAUAUCACCAACACCAGACUCUGACUCGACGAACUUAAGUGUCGAAACCAUCAUCAACAACAAUGCAACGCAUGAAAGUAGCAAAAAUCAACCGGCUGCAGCCAAACCUCUAAAUACAUCAUCGACCGUACAAAUGCCGGACGGAGAUGCGCAACAUUUGUACAAUAUACCAGAUCUGGUUACCAAUCCCAAAAAAGACAAAGAAGUUUUUUCAACUGAAACGAUAGUUAGUCAAAAUCCAAAUAUAAACAAUGCAAGUGCAUCGUCAUCCGUUACAUUGAUUACUGGUCCGACCAAGUCCCAUUUACCAAUUACGAUUUGGUUAGCUAUUGUUCAGCUGUUACUGAGCAUUGCGUUGACCACUUUGGGCGGUUUAGUUUUGGCACGAGGUGCCACAUUAUCACAGACCGGCUCUGGCAUAUGGGCUGGUGGUAUUGCAGCCAUUGCUGGAGCAUUGGGAGUCAUUAAUGUGAGAAAGGCACAGACGGGAUUUUUAGCUGUCAGUUUGAUUUGUGUCGCUUCCAGUACGUUGGCUAUAGCAUUAACCGGAAUUGGAUUGGUACGAGAUUUAAACUUGGAAAAUUCACAUGGAGCAAUAGCAGCAAGUUCUGGAUUAAUAUUGACGCUGUCGAUGCAUUUGAUAAUCAGCGUUCUAUCCGUUUACAAUUCUGCUAUGCGACUUUGUUCGAGAUCGAAGUCGAACGGACAAAUGGUAGAGAAUGUCUUAUCGAAUCAAAAUUCGACAUACCUCAGUCAACAGAGAAUCGAACAAUACUUUAAGUCACUCCACGAAUCGAAUGGUAAACAAAUGUUCUAUCCAACGUUAAUGCAAAAGAAUGGUGGCAAAAGUGGUAGCGAAAAGUAUUCGAUGGGUGAGUCAGUGAUGCCGUACUGGUUACCACAAAUGCAGAAAAAACAUUCCGUUUCAACAUUACCACAUCACCGUCCAAUGGUGUUAGUGCCGGCUGGUGUUGGAAAUGGGAUCUCAAUGGUACCAUUAUAUCCACCGCCUAUGAUGCCGCCAAUGCAUCCGCCACAAAUGCUUUAUCCACCAAUGCCGCCAGGAGUGAUAUUACCGCAUCCAUAUCCGAUACCCAUGCGAUAUUCACCUGAAGUCGAAGAGAAAUUGGAACGGAUCCGAGUGGCACGAUCGAAAGAGAGACGCAGUGAACGAGAACGACGAAAAUCGGAAUCGGACAUGGAAAUACGUAAAGCGCUAACUUAUACUGGAUUGGAUCGUGCCAUUGCCGAAAGUUUUCUGGAACAACAAGAACGUACAAACGGAAGCAACAUUGAUUGUACCAGUUUGAACGAACGUGGCCGGUGUGAAGAUGUUGCUAUGUAAAUGUGUUUUUUUUCGAGAUUUUCAUAAUCAAUUUCUGAAUUUUGUUUAUUUCUUUCAUUUCUUCGCGUGUAAAUUCUUGUACAAUAUUUUGUAUUUUAAAAAUAAAGAUUUUGAUUUUUUAUGUUAA